Messenger RNA from Ziziphus jujuba (common jujube), 1331 nucleotides. RefSeq names its product protein VACUOLELESS GAMETOPHYTES-like. The transcript has 2 exons. The record is from RefSeq and is a predicted model, not a curated record. Lineage: Eukaryota; Viridiplantae; Streptophyta; Magnoliopsida; Rosales; Rhamnaceae. Bases 391 to 1203 code for a protein of 270 amino acids.
GACCAUAAUAGAAACAAAAUUUGUUGAAGUCUCACUGUAAGGAGAGGAAAAAAAUAAAAAUUAAAAAAUAAAAAGGUUGUCUCACUCCCUUUCCGUGCUAUAUAUUCAGUCGCAACUCAACGUCACAUAUCCGAGUAGCACUAAAAUUACAAAUAGAAUAUCAAAUUUCUUUAUAGGCAAGUAAUGGAUUUGCUUAUUCAAAUAAAAUAAAAAUAAAAAAAGGCAGUGGAUUUGCUAUAGCAAAAACAGAGAAGUCUUUGAAAGGAAGCCAUUAAUGGUCAACCAAACAAAGCCCUUCUUCAUCUACCCGGUUUUACUUUACCCUCCACUUGUCUUCACCACAUUUCUGCGUGUAAAAUCAACAGAACUAAGCCGAAGAGAAAUUUAACAAUGGAGGUAAAACAUUUCAUGCAUAAGCAUCCUUUGGUACCAAGUGAAAACGUUAAUGAAAGAGUUUGGUGCUCGAUUUGUGAACGUUCAAUCAAGGGUCCAAACUAUGCCUGUGUUCCCUGCAAGUUUUAUCUUCACAAAUCAUGUGCUGAGUUUCCUCAACACCUGAACCAUUCCUUUCAUCCUGAACAUCCCCUCACACUCUGUACUGCUGAACCCGGAAGAAGCUUUGGGUGUCAGUUUUGUUCCACAGCUUUCAGUAACAAGCCCUCCUACAGCUGCUCUGAGUGCAAAUUCGUUAUGGACACUGCAUGUGCUUUGUUGGUGCAAAAGAUAAAUCACCCAUUUCAUCCUCUUGUUCUGUUUCCUAACUCUGACUAUUGGUGUGAUUCAUGCCAUAGAAGUUUCACCGAUACUUUCGCCUUUCAUUGCAAGGCAUGCAAUUUCACCAUGGAUUACAAUUGUGCCUUGAUGGAUCCCAUAACAUGUGAAGGACAUGAGCACAUUCAGCAUUUUAGUCAUCAGCAUCCAAUGGAGCUUUUUGGGAAGGAUGAUGAAUGUCGGAUGUUAUGCUACGCAUGCUCGCUAUGGCGCUCUGCUCCGAUUUAUGGUUGCAGAAAAUGUAUGUAUUUCCUUCAUAAAUCAUGUGCUGAGUUGCCAUUAGAGCUAAGACACCCUUUCCACCCAAGCCACACACUCUUACUUCGUGAUCUACAUGGAGAAGUUUGCAAUUCUUGUCUCCAACCAGAUCGUAAUUUCGUUUUUCAUUGUAAAAGUUGCAACUUCAACUGGGUGUUGAGUGCAUUCCUUUGAGCCCAACUAUAAAGUAUCUUGGCCAUAAUCACUUGCUCUGUCUCAUGGAGGAUGUAGAUUCCAAGUUUCAGUGCAAUGGAUAUGAUACCUACUGCAAACAAUAUGUCAUCUCCAAUGAUUUCAAGCAU